This is a messenger RNA of Dentiscutata erythropus, 1372 nucleotides long. Lineage: Eukaryota; Fungi; Glomeromycota; Glomeromycetes; Diversisporales; Gigasporaceae. The record is from the annotation of a GenBank genome assembly.
AUGUGGCAUGCGGCGAGACAACAAGAAAAAAAGAUCAAGGAGUUAAUGGUAGAUCAUAAAAAGAGAGCAGAACGAAGAAGAGCAUACUAUGAAUCUCGCCUUGGUGAUCCUAGCCAACUACUUCGCCUUACCGGCACAGCGAGUAAACUUUUUCCUAACGCAGAGCAGCACUAUUUCUAUGAAAAUUCCGAAAAGUCCCUAAUGCAAUGGCAAGGGGAUGCUGAAACGAGAAUUGAUAGAUUUGAUGGUCGUGCGCUUUUAGAUUACCUGCCACCAGAUAAUCCAAACUUGUCUAUUCUUCCUGCAGAUGAGAGAGAUUUGCAAGAGGAACUUAACUUUGAAAGAUUUCGUGACUUGGUCGAAAAUGAGCGUCGUAAUGAAGAUAGUUGCCUUGAAGAAAUUGAGGCUGAGUGGACCAGUCUACUAGAAAGGCAUAAAGCAAUGAUCAAAAAAUUACAAGAGAAAUCUGACACAAAUAGUCAGGGCUUUGGAUAUGAUUAUGGUACAGAGAAGCAGGAUGAAAUUCCAAGUGAUGAAGAAUCACAUCAUCUUGAUGAUAUCCAUUCACAUCAUGAAGAUAUUUUAGAUUAUGUGGACGAUUUGACUGAUAAAGAUCGACAGACAUUAAAUAUUAUGGGAAAAAAAUAUCUAAUCCCGGAUUAUACUAGAUUAUUACGCAUCGCCAAACGUGAUAGAGAAGAAAAGGCACAAGAGUUUAAAGAAAGUCAGAAGAUCAAAGAACGAAAAUCGCGGCGUCAUACGUCACGGAAAGAGGAUCAUACGCUAAAUUUAUUUUUAGAUCUUAUUCAAUCAGAGAUUCACCCACGUACGAACCCUACACAGAUUCGUAAUGAUUCGUCGACGAGCUUGUCAGAAGAGCAAGAAAUUGGGAAUUUUGUGAUUGAAUUUGGCAAUUCUGAAGAAAAUGCAUCAGAAUCUAGUUCUUCUCGAUCUCAUAAGGAGGAGCUAUCUCUAACACAGUUGCAAAGAGGAUCAUUGUCACAUACACGGAAAACUGAAACAUUAUCCAGCCAAAAAGCAAACGUAAUAUCAACCAGCUCAUAUACUAAUACCAAUAAUAAGGUUCCUCCAAAAAAAUUGACACCUGCAGAAAAACUUCGCUUGAAGCUUCAAAUGGGUUUGAAUAAACAAAUUCAGGUGGAUGAAAAAAAGAAAAUUCAAAAGGAACGUGAGCAGAAAUUUGAACGCUUGGGAAGUGAGGAAAUUGAAAAACAUUUAAUAAAAUCUGCUAGCAAAAAGUUUAAGAGGUCUAUAUCACGUGAACGGUCUCGCAAAACUAGCGCGAAGUCUAAAUCAUCGCAUACAAGAUAUCGUCGAGACCGCUCGUCUUCUGUUGAUACAAUAAGAACAA